Messenger RNA from Naegleria fowleri, 1698 nucleotides. RefSeq lists its product as uncharacterized. The transcript has a single exon. Bases 1 to 1698 code for a protein of 565 amino acids. Gene Ontology annotation, biological process: tRNA methylation. NCBI's taxonomy places the organism in Eukaryota, Heterolobosea, Eutetramitea, Acrasida, Naegleriidae. Gene Ontology annotation, molecular function: RNA binding; tRNA (guanine) methyltransferase activity. The record is from RefSeq and is a predicted model, not a curated record.
AUGCAAACAAAAGAAGGCUCAUCAUUGUAUUCGGAAGAGCAACAAAAAGAUUCGGAAUCAUUCCUAUCAUCAUCAUCGGAUUCCCAAAACAAAUCAUCAUCACUGGAAAUGCCAUGGAGGUCAUUAAAUUCCAGAAAGAAUGUACACUUUUUUGAAUGUACCCAUUCCGAGAGGCUUUCUCUCAUGUGUACGUGUGUGCCAGGACUUGAAGAAAUUGCAGCUCAUGAAAUUCGAGAUAAAUUUCAGAGAUUGAAUGGACAAUGGAAGGAUGAUGAAAAUAGUUCCUUUUCAUGGUUUAUUCAUCAUAUUUAUUGCGGGUAUUGUGAUGAUGAAAAUUCACAACGAGAGGAUUCAAAAUUGUCAAGUUCAACGAUGAGUGAAGGUAACCGAGAAAUUGUAAGAAUUUUCGAAAGGAAGGAUAUGAAAUCCAUGUUGCAAGGAAAAACUAUUGUUCAAUUCGAAUUUAACAACAAUAUUGAAUCAAUCUUUAAGACAUGUAUUGAUGCAUUGCUUCAGUGUAUUUCUAUUGUGAAAGUUCAUAUCAUGGCUUAUACUUUGGAAAACAUUUCAUUUCCAUCUCAAGGAAAGUCAAAUCAAGUUGCCUCGAAUGCUAUCAAUAGUCACACUGAUCUAGUGACAGAACAAAUUGCAGAAGAUGAAAAAAAAGAAAGAGAGUACGAAAGGAGAUUGAGAGAUGAUCCUCAAUUCAGAUAUAUCAUGGAAAUUCAUCAACAAUUUCUUUCAAAGAGCUCAUGUUGGAGAGAAUCUCUACUCAAAUGGAUGCACAUGAGAAAUCUUUUAUUUGCCAACAAGGAAGAACAACAGCUUCAGACUAUUGAACAUUUAAAAUUCCGAAUUACAGCGAAAAGAGCUGGCUCUCAUCAAUUCACUUCCAAAGAACUCUCAUCUUAUAUUGGAUUAUUAAUUUCUCACAAGUCGAUAGGAAGUGAAAAUGCAAAAAUUGGACAAUCAUGGAAAGCAGAUUUGUCAAACUAUGAUCUCGAUAUUUAUAGUUAUCUCUUUUUUGACACUUUGUUUGUGUGUUUUACACUGUGUGAAGAGAACGUUUGUUAUGAAACAUUCUCAAGAAAUUUUAGGAGCGAUCUUUUGAGAAAUUCCACUUCCCUUAAACCCAAUAUUGCUUACAGCUUAAUUCAAUUGGCCAAUGUUCGUGAGGGCGAUGUUUUUUGUGACAUUUGUUGUGGAACUGGAAUCCUCUCACUCAUGGCUGCUCACCUCUACAACCAUCAUCGUGUUCAUGUGAUUUGUGGUGAUUAUUCGAAGGAAGUUCUCGAAACAACCAUUUACAAUAUGAAUUUAUAUGUUGGGCGUGGCAACGAGAGACUUCAUCUGAUGAGUCCACUACUGUGGGAUUUCACUCAAUUGCCGCUCCAGACAGCCUCUGUGGAUGUCAUUUGUUCCAACCUUCCAUUUGGAAAACAAAUUGGAUCUCAUUCAUUGAAUAAGGAAAUUUAUCCUCCAAUGUUUAGACAAAUAUGCAGAGUGUUACGUCCAAAUGGAAGAGCAAUUUUGUUGACCACUGAGAAACACUUGAUGCAAAAAUUGAUGUCUGAGAACAAGGUGUUCAUUGCAUUGAAUAAGCGUGUGUCAAUUAAUCAAGGAGGUUCUGAAGUGUUUGUUUACAUUCUUGACAGGAAAAAUAGAGAAUGGUUCGUCAAGAAUGAUUCCACCAAGUGA